AUGUUUUCCUUGAGUUUAUUCAAUGAUAUACUCCGACCAUUCAACACGACAUACAGAUGCUGGUCGGUGUCAAUGCUUCCUGGAAGCGAAAGAGAAGAUGUUGAACGCGGAGGAAAAAUUAUAAUGCCCCCGUCUGCUCUGGAUAUAUUAACCCGGUUAAAUAUCAACUACCCGAUGCUGUUCAGGCUAACUAACAAAAGAUCCAACAGACAAACACAUUGUGGUGUAUUGGAAUUCAUCGCAGAUGAAGAAAAAAUAUAUAUUCCUUAUUGGAUGAUGAAAAACCUAUUGCUAGAUGAAGGAGAUAUGGUGCAAGUUGAAAGUGUUUCAUUAGAAGUAGCCACCUUUUCAAAGUUCCAACCUCAAAAUUCUGAAUUCCUAGAUAUUACUAACCCAAAGGCUGUUUUAGAAAAUUGCUUGCGCAAUUUUGCUUGUCUGACUGCUGGUGAUGUAAUAGCAAUAAAGUACAACCAAAAAGUUUAUGAAAUGUGUGUGUUAGAAACAAAACCGGGUAACGCUGUUAGUAUCAUUGAAUGUGAUAUGAAUGUUGAGUUUGCCGCACCAGUUGGUUAUCAGGAACCUACGCAUGAAAAAAAACCUGCUGCAGAAGAUAUGAUGGUUGAUCCUGCUGAUUUAAUGCCAGAACCAACUGGUUUCAUAGCUUUCAAAGGGUCGGGCAAUCGAUUAGACGGAAAAAAAAAGAAAGACAACUCUGACGAUCAAUCAAAUCAAGUUAAACCAGUGUACCAGAGAGGUAUUCCAGAUUAUGAUUAUAACAUAGGAACUAUACAGUUCAUAAGGAAUAUCCGCCCUGUGACUAAUGACAAAGAGGAUGGAAAUCAAGAAGGAUUUAAGCCAUUUGCAGGGUCUGGAUCAGUACUAAAGACAAAAAAAAAAAAAAAAUAA
Molecule: messenger RNA, 906 nt
Organism: Macrosiphum euphorbiae (potato aphid)
Lineage: Eukaryota; Metazoa; Arthropoda; Insecta; Hemiptera; Aphididae
Source: the annotation of a GenBank genome assembly